Anopheles cruzii is the source of this 2403-nucleotide messenger RNA. RefSeq names its product probable ATP-dependent RNA helicase DDX23. The coding region runs from base 1 to 2403 and encodes 800 amino acids. Gene Ontology annotation, biological process: mRNA splicing, via spliceosome. The record is from RefSeq and is a predicted model, not a curated record. Lineage: Eukaryota; Metazoa; Arthropoda; Insecta; Diptera; Culicidae. The transcript has a single exon. Gene Ontology annotation, cellular component: catalytic step 2 spliceosome. Gene Ontology annotation, molecular function: RNA helicase activity; ATP binding; RNA binding.
AUGGUCAACGAAAAGGGGCGCAGGUCGCGGUCUCGGGAACGUGACACCCGGCAAGACCGAGAACGCGAGCGGGAGCGGGAACGAGAACGAGAAAGAGACCGUGACCGCGAACGGGAAGGGAGGGAUCGCGAUUGGGACAGAAGAAGGGAAAGGGAGCGCCGGGACCGCCAUCGGGAGCCGCAGCGCGACCGACCGGGACCGCAGGGUGACCGGGAUCGUGAAAUAGAUCGCCGCCGGGACAAAUCGAAGAAGGACAAACUGGAGGAGGAGCAGGAUGACGAGCAGCACAAAAGUGAUGGGAAAAAUGGCGGAAAGUCGGACGCGAAAAAAGAACCACUUUCACUGGAAGAGCUGCUGGCAAAGAAGAAAGCUGAGGAAGCGGCCCGAAGCAAACCUCUAUUCAUUACGAAGGAGCAACGGGCAGCGGAAGCACUCAAGCGCCGGCAGGAGGAGGUGGCGGCUAUGAAGGCGGCAUCACUGGCCAACGUACCUAAAUUUGGUGAUGUACCGGUAACGACGUUGUUGAUACGCGAAAAGCGAGAUCCCCUCGAAAAGUAUGACCGCCGCGAACGCGACCGAAAGGCUAACGACGAUCGGGAGAAGGAUAAGGAUAACGACAAGCGGCGCUCCGGGGCGGCAGCACCGGAAACGGAACCCGUGGUAAAGGACAAGGAAAAGGAGCAAGAAGCUAUCCGCGAACGGUACUUGGGCAUCAUAAAGAAGAAGCGGCGUGUGCGGCGGCUGAACGAUCGUAAGUUUGUGUUCGACUGGGAUGCCGGCGAAGACACGUCGACCGAUUACAACAACCUAUACAAAGAUCGGCACCACGUACAGUUCUAUGGCCGUGGCCAUGUCGCUGGUAUCGACAUUAAAGAGCAGAAACGAAAGCAGAGCAAGUUCUACGGGGAUCUGCUCGAGAAGCGCCGCACGGAGGCGGAGAAAGAACAGGAAAAGGUGCGUCUGAAAAAGGUGAAGAAAAAGGAGGACAAGCAAAAGUGGGACGAUCGGCAUUGGUCGGAGAAGGAUGUGGACGAGAUGACGGAACGCGAUUGGCGAAUUUUCCGCGAAGACUACAACAUUACGAUCAAGGGCGGCAAAAUUCCGAACCCGAUUCGCAACUGGCUCGAGUCAGGCUUUCCGAAAGAAAUCCUGGAGAUCAUCGACAAGGUCGGCUACAAGGAUCCGACUCCGAUUCAGCGGCAAGCCAUUCCAAUCGGUUUGCAAAAUCGAGAUAUUAUCGGCAUCGCCGAAACCGGAUCGGGUAAGACGUUGGCCUUCCUUAUUCCGCUGCUGACCUGGAUUCAAGGAUUACCCAAAAUCGAUCGGCUUGAAACGGCCGACCAGGGACCGUACGCAAUCAUUUUGGCCCCGACGCGCGAGUUGGCCCAACAGAUUGAAGAGGAAACGCAAAAGUUUGGCACACCGCUCGGCAUUCGCACGGUCGUCGUCGUCGGUGGUUUGUCACGAGAAGAGCAAGGCUUCCGUCUCCGGUUGGGUUGUGAAAUAGUCAUUGCAACGCCAGGUCGAUUAAUUGACGUGUUGGAAAAUCGCUACCUUGUCUUGAAUCAGUGUACGUACAUCGUGAUGGACGAGGCUGAUCGUAUGAUCGACAUGGGUUUUGAACCGGAUGUGCAGAAGAUUCUCGAAUACAUGCCCGUUACGAAUCUGAAGCCAGACACCGAGGAGGCAGAAGAUGCGUCCAAGCUGAUGGAGAACUUCAACACGAAGAAAAAGUAUCGCCAGACUGUGAUGUUUACCGCGACAAUGCCACCGGCUGUGGAGCGUUUGGCCCGCACGUAUCUGCGGCGUCCGGCUACGGUGUACAUCGGAUCCAUUGGCAAGCCAACGGAGCGCACGGAACAAAUAAUUCACAUCAUGGGCGAGAACGAUAAGCGCAAGAAGCUGAUGGAAAUCCUGUCUCGAGGCGUAGAACCGCCGUGCAUCAUCUUCGUCAACCAGAAGAAAGGGGCGGAUGUGCUGGCGAAGGGUUUGGAGAAGCUUGGCUACAAUGCUUGCACGUUGCACGGUGGCAAGGGCCAGGAGCAGCGUGAGUAUGCGCUCGCUUCGCUCAAGAACGGCUCAAAGGACAUACUGGUGGCCACCGAUGUUGCUGGUCGUGGUAUCGACAUCAAGGACGUGUCGCUGGUCAUCAACUACGAUAUGGCCAAAUCAAUCGAAGACUACACCCAUCGUAUCGGUCGUACCGGACGAGCGGGUAAAACUGGUUGCGCCAUUUCUUUCUGUACCAAGGACGAUAGUCAUCUGUUCUACGACUUGAAGCAGAUGCUAAUGUCUAGCCCGGUUUCGACGUGCCCACCGGAGCUUAUGAACCAUCCUGACGCUCAGCACAAGCCCGGCACAGUGGUAACGAAGAAGCGGCGUGAAGAGAAAAUAUUUGCUUAA